Molecule: messenger RNA, 1092 nt
Organism: Clupea harengus (Atlantic herring)
Lineage: Eukaryota; Metazoa; Chordata; Actinopteri; Clupeiformes; Clupeidae
Product: protein spire homolog 1-like
Exons: 8
Coding region: 283-753 (156 amino acids)
Biological process (GO): cleavage furrow formation; actin nucleation; Golgi vesicle transport
Cellular component (GO): cell cortex; cytoplasmic vesicle membrane
Molecular function (GO): microtubule binding; actin binding
Source: RefSeq, a predicted model, not a curated record
AGCAUUUGUGUGUGUGCCACUGUUCAGUGUGCUGACGACUCCCUCCGUGUCCUUUCAGAUAGGGUCGAGUCACCAGCCCACCAGAUUCCCUCACGGUGCAUCGCACCAUCGGUGUUUCAUUAUCAGGAUGGUCGAGUGCUUGCUGCGCAUUUACAGAAUGUCAGCUCUACAGGCCUCACCAUUACCAGGACAAAGCGGCGUGCCCUGUCUCUCGGGAGCUACCCAGACCUCAAGCGAUCGAGGAGGGACAGUGCCAUCGGCAGUGUUCCUGUGACCAUUGCGAUGUUCAUGUAUAGGCAUCAGACAAAAAUGAACGCGGAACUGAAGACUAUUUAUGUGAAUAGCCCAGGCAAAUGGCAGGUGUGUUCCUGUUGCUUUAAGCGAAGUCAGUUUUUCACUUGGCAUAACACCUGCUCCAGAUGCACUAGGGUUGUGUGUCCUUCCUGCUGUGUAAAGAUGCAAGUGCCCUACAAUUGGUGCAUGGACCUCCCAAUUGCAUUCUUCCGGAAGAUAGUGCUGAGCCGAAGUGCUGAGGGAGACCAUAGUCAUUUCUGGAGGGAGCGCCUAUCAUGGGACUGCACAAAAGUUCCUUUGGUUCUGGAGCCUCUGGUCCUUGGUUCUAGUUCCCAGCACAGUUUGGCUAUGAGAGGCUGGCACAGCCAGGACAUCUGCACAGAGUGCCAGUGCCUCCUGGAGGAAAUAUGUGACUCUGAGGCCUUUGUGAACCUUGUCUCAGGGACCCAAGAGAUUUGAUGGCGCUUGGCUUUGCUUCACUUUCUGAAUGUGGGCACCUUUUCACUGAAAGGGAUUCUAGUCAUUAGGUGGCCAAACUUUAUUAUUUUGUGUGUAGUGGGUUUUUUUUUUUUUUUUUUUGUAAUUAAAUCUAUACAUUAUUUUGUAUGUGUUUUUUUAUGUUCUGUGAAGCCUGUCGAAAGACCCUAGGAGUGCGGCUGCUUUUCGCAUUAGUUUUCUCUUUUAGUGUUCUGAUUUUGUUCCAAAACAUUAGUUCUUGUUCUUAGUUGGUUGAGUGUUUGUUUUUUUUGUAUAUAGUUUUUAAUUGACUUCAACUAAUAAAAACAUGGCUUUGUUUUA